AUGACGUGUCUAUGCGGAGGCGCAGAUUGCACCAUCCGAGUUUUACCGGGCGAACCAUCAUCAUGCCGUUCCUGCGGCGAUGCAGCAGAAGAAGACGAAGUCAUCUCGCUCUCGGCAGGCAUCCGUUGGCAAGAUUCGGAACGACCUUACGACGGCUCGGCUUGCGAAAGAGAAAAUGCGACUUGGCGGAGGUGCGAUGGUGGGAACCGGCCACUCGGUGCCUCUGGGUCAUUUCUGGGUCAGACGAAGCAGAGGAUGGCCCGUCCGUCGUCGGUCCUCCCCGCCGGCGACUUUGUUUCGGCGCUGCCAUGGUAUGGCCGGGUUUCGCAACGGCCGUUGGGCCCCCAACCCUCGAACCCGGUGUCGUUUUGCGAGGCAGCGCGCCGAGGUCCGAAGGAGAAGAAGACGUGCGGAGCCUUGAACUUUUUGCCCUUCGCAACCGGUAAGUUCCAUGGACCCGAGCAGCUGGGUCGGCGCUGA
Molecule: messenger RNA, 480 nt
Organism: Colletotrichum lupini
Lineage: Eukaryota; Fungi; Ascomycota; Sordariomycetes; Glomerellales; Glomerellaceae
Exons: 1
Coding region: 1-480 (159 amino acids)
Source: RefSeq, a predicted model, not a curated record